Acaulospora colombiana is the source of this 217-nucleotide messenger RNA. The record is from the annotation of a GenBank genome assembly. Lineage: Eukaryota; Fungi; Glomeromycota; Glomeromycetes; Diversisporales; Acaulosporaceae.
CCAUGGCGCCCCAGUACCGAGUCUUGAUAGUCAGAAUCUCGAACCAGGCUCCCCUUCCAGUCCCUUUUUAGACCUCGCGGGCGCCAUUGGCCACACUACACUCCCAGCAGGAAAAUAUCUUGCCUCUCACCACUCCCUACCCCAGGAUUCUCAAAAGUCAUCUCCUCAGGCAUUUAUCAACCCGUAUAUCAUUCUCACAAUAGGCUAUCAAAAGAUG